CCACCCACAGCUCUUGCAGUGUACCAAAACGAGCCGACCAAAUGCCCGCUCUCCAGGCUCUUCUUCCACUCCCUGACCGACGAGCUGGCCGCCAAGAUGCAGCACAUCCGGACGCGCAUCCGCGAGGUCGUGCACCUGGGCAACUCCGCCGUGCCUGUCAUGUCAUUUCCGCCAUCUCCACCAUCUCCAUCGCCUGCCCACGCGGGAUCGGCGCGGCCGCCUCAUGAGUUCCGCACAACGUCGGGCGAGACUGCCCACCUGGGCUCCACGGCGCACCUGCCGCCAUCGCCACCGUGUUCUGCCCACUUUCUCCCCAUCCUCUCCUUCGUUCUACUCGGCAUCUACCCCUCUACCAGCGCAGCGCACGAGCCAGGAGUUUGCGCGAGUCUAUAUAGCACAGCAAGAUGCUCGUUCCACCCGCAAUCCUCACGCCCGGCGACCUCCAGUAAGCGCACUCUGACUCCAACCUCCAAGAUCAUCGCACUCAUCGUACCCCUCUACUCGCCCGCCUACCCUCGCUUGUACGCAUCUUCGGUCGCCUGCACGACUGAAGGACCCCGAGCGAGUCUGCCUAAUACCCGAGGCCACUCCGCCAGUGGCUCAACCAGUCGCUCCUAAAGACGGGCAGCCCAUCUGCGCUCAUCUCACCACAUCCAAAGGGUGCGCCUCUCAUCCUCUAUUCGAUCGAGAGAUGGGGGAGAUUCACUCCGAUGCAGUCCCCCCGCCGCCGACGGACAUCGAGGCGUCCAAGCGCCUCUGCGUGGACGGCCGUGGACCGGCUUUGUGAAGCCGCAUGACAAGGUGCGUCGUGCCCGUCUGUAGGCCUCCUGGUCUCUGACGAGGGCAGGUCAUUGGCAUUGGCUCUGGCAUUGCCCUACGUGGUCGAACGUAUAGUCGCGCAAGGAGCGGCUCGCAACAAGGACCGCGUGUUCAUCCAGGCGAGCUUCCAGUCCAAGGAGCUCAUCGUGAGCGCGCAGCUGUUGCCCGGCGGCAUCGACCAGUACCCUGU
This is a messenger RNA of Fomitopsis serialis, 1009 nucleotides long. RefSeq lists its product as uncharacterized. The transcript is spliced from 2 exons. Lineage: Eukaryota; Fungi; Basidiomycota; Agaricomycetes; Polyporales; Fomitopsidaceae. The record is from RefSeq and is a predicted model, not a curated record. Bases 97 to 618 code for a protein of 173 amino acids.